Molecule: messenger RNA, 900 nt
Organism: Heterobilharzia americana
Lineage: Eukaryota; Metazoa; Platyhelminthes; Trematoda; Strigeidida; Schistosomatidae
Source: the annotation of a GenBank genome assembly
AUGAUGCACUUCAUGGCGUCUAAAGUUCGAAGAAUGCUUUUGUUGUACAAGAAGGGAAAGGAAAAUAGUGAUAAUGAUGACGAUUCUACAGUGGUUCAAGAUACCAAGGUUAUUCCUUUUGACAAGAAAAAGUUCGACCUCAGGAGAGUAGAACUACUUCGCACUGUGGGAACCGGCACUUUUGGUCGCGUUAUUGUGGUUCACGAUAAAUGUUCGCAACAAUACUAUGCUUUAAAAAUAUUAAUCAUUGAAGAAUUAGUACGAUUAAAACAAGUGGAACAUGUGAAGAAUGAGAAGUCAAUAUUGAUGCAGUUAAAUCACUCAUUCAUUGUAAAGUUUUUGCAAAUUGUUUAUCGAGAUCUAAAACCAGAAAAUCUACUUUUGGAUUCAAAGGGUCACUUAAAAAUGACUGACUUUGGAUUUGCAAAACUUGUUAAAGAUCGUACAUAUUCUCUUUGUGGUACACCUGAAUAUUUGGCACCAGAAAUUCUUCAAGGUAAAGGUCAUAAUCAUUCAGCUGACUGGUGGGCUACAGGAAUUAUUAUUUAUGAAAUGCUUGUUGGACGUCCACCGUUUUAUGAUGAAAACGAUAACCGGCUGCAUAUAUAUCAGAAAAUAAUAACUGGUAACUAUGAAUUUCCCGAUGAAAUUGAAGAUGAAAAUGCCAAAGACCUAGUCAAGGGAUUUCUACGUGUCGAUCUCAAUGAAAGAUUAGGCAGAUCGAAAAACGAUAUACAUGAAAUAAUGAAGCAUCCCUGGUUUUCUGAUAUUUGUUGGAAUGAUGUUUUGCACAAAAAAGUAAAGCCUCCGAUUAUACGAAUGUACAAAGCGACGGAGAUACGUGCUGUUAUGAACAAUAUUUUGAACAAGAUUGGUCAGAAAUCCCGAUAUCAAGUAUGA